CACCCUCGUCGUAAUUGAAGCAGAUGUAAAUUAUCAUUCGCGAUCAUUUUCUGUUUUCCAACUACACCGUUUGGUUUUCCUGAUAUUGUCUGAUCACAGAUUCACAGUUUUAAAAGUACGCCCCUCUCUGAUUUUUGACAUUUUGUACACUUAACAGAGUGUCACUUGUACGAGCAUUAGAGAAGAUGCGUCUGUGCUGUCGUGUUCAUCCCCUGGUUCGAGCCGCUUUUGCCGAAUUUAUUGGCACCUUCAUUCUUGUUGCCAUCGGAAAUGGAAGCGUAGCCCAAUCACAAUUGACCCAAGGCGAAAAGGGCAAUUAUUUCACUAUCAACUGGGGAUGGUGUAUUGGAUGUUGCCUUGGAAUUCUCGUUUCAGCUAAAGCAUCAGGUGGCCAUUUGAAUCCAGCAGUAACAAUGGCUCUCGCAGUGGCAAAAGAUUUCCCGUGGAAAAGGCUUCCAGUGUACUGGUUUGCACAGUACUUGGGAGCUCUGGCUGCGUCUGGUACCGUCCUUGGCGUUUAUUACGAAGCAAUUAUUGUUAGAAAAAUUGAUGGCAAAUUCAGGAUUCAUGCCAAUGCUUCUGAGCCCGGAUCGGCUGCCAUUUUUGCCAAUUAUCCGGCCCCUUAUUCGUCAGUUGUUACUGGUUUAGUUGAGGAGAUUUUAUGUACAACGAUAUUUAUGCUUGUUAUAUGCGUGGUAACAAAUCCAAAGUAUUCAAAAGUCCCCAGUUUUUUGCAGCCGUUCUACAUUGGUUUCACCCUUUUGGCCGUCGGAGUGGCUUACGGUUCUAAUGGAGGAUACGCUCUCAACCCGGCUCGUGAUUUAGCUCCUCGACUUGUUUCUUAUUUCGGUGGAUUUGGAUCACGCGUAUUCAGUUUCCGCGGAUACAAUUGGUUUUGGAUCUUUUUGGUCGGGCCGCAUGUUGGAGCCAUUCUGGGUGUUUUUAUCUUUCAUUUUAUUCUCAUGGAAAUGGACCAACCAGCGAGCGUGGAAGAAAAAAUGAAUAGUUCGCAGUUGCCAAUCGUGGAUUACGAAUAUGAAAUGGCGAAUGAGCUGGACGUCAAGCCUCAAGCCAAUAACAACAAAGGUCCUGAGCAACGUCUGCAGUAUCAAUGUGAAGAAUACGUUGACAUCGCAUCUCCAAUUUAAACUUUUCUUCAAUGUUCCGCCGUCUGUCCGUAAGCAAAAGUCAACCUUAGUACAUUUAUUUUACGGUAAC
Daphnia pulex (common water flea) is the source of this 1218-nucleotide messenger RNA. RefSeq names its product aquaporin-10-like. Lineage: Eukaryota; Metazoa; Arthropoda; Branchiopoda; Diplostraca; Daphniidae. The transcript has 8 exons. The coding region runs from base 186 to 1148 and encodes 320 amino acids. The record is from RefSeq and is a predicted model, not a curated record. Gene Ontology annotation, cellular component: plasma membrane; basolateral plasma membrane. Gene Ontology annotation, biological process: glycerol transmembrane transport; water transport. Gene Ontology annotation, molecular function: glycerol channel activity; water channel activity.